CCCUGGCACUCAGCAGCACCUCUCCCUCCCUGAGGGAAGAGGAAAACCUUACGUCAAGCCACAGAAAUGCUUCUCAGCCCUGCCCAAACCCUUGGAGCAAUUCCCAGGCACCAUCCAAGGACUCUUGUGGAGACCACUAGCUGCUUACAGUAGCUGAGCAUAUCUCAAAGUGCCUUUUGAGCAGUGGGAGCAGCACAGGCAGCCUACUCAGGAGCUGACAUGCAGCAGAAGAUCAGCUCUUUCUUUAAUUCCAUCUUGGAGCUCAUCCGUACCAAGCAUGAGGAAGGCAUCUUCAACACCGUGUGCCUGGCCGUGCUCUUGGGUCUACCCUUGGUUGUCCUCAUCGCCUUCAUUUUUAUCUGCUGCCACUGCUGCUUCUGCAGACGGAGGAGAGAAAGCACGAGGAAAGGUGGCCCCAGCAGCAAUGGGCAGCUGCAUGCCGAGAGGAACAAGAAGAAAAAGAAGAAGAAGAAGAAGCAUGAUGAAGAGGACCUGUGGAUCUCAGCUCAGCCCAAGCUGCUCUUGCUGGACAAGAGACCCUCCUUGCCCAUCUAGCAGACAGGAGGGUGUUCGGGUCCUCUCCUCUGAGAUGCCACCAUCCCUUUCACCCGUGCACCAGGUGGGGCGAGGAGAUACCAAAGCUGCUGCCACUUUAUGGUGACUUUCGACACAGGCCGAGCCCAGCGUGUUGAGGGGCCAACAGAAAACAAGGCGGCCGGACACAGGUUGUGCAAGUCUCUUCUCCCCCACCAUGGCAGCGUGCCCCGGGGCAGAGACCCCUGCAAAGGACAGGUGAGCGCACACGGUGACAUGCCACCAGGUCCUACGCACCUCCUGCCACGAGCACAGUGCACGCACGCGGGGCCGGCACAGCGAACGGGGUGCGAGGCUCUCCCUUUGCGCUCGCCUGCAAGCACGCGCGCCGUGCCGCAGACAAGGGCGCGCAGGACAACAUCCACCCAAACGCCAAGGCACCUGCACGCUCCCCUGCACAACACAGACAGCUGCGAGUGAAGCAGACACACCUUGUUUGCUUGCCCUGCCAUGGACAGCUUCACUGUCUAGGCUCCGUCCUAACCCAACUCGCUUUGGAGACACAAAGAAAGCUGAGUUACCCCACGGCUCAAAGAUGUGCCAUCUCCCAGGCCACCAAAGCAAAGUCACUUGCAAGCACCUGAAGCUAGAUGCCCUCAGCCCAACCUUUGAGACCUCAGACACCAUCCUAAGACAGCACAGCAGAAGGACUUCUUGCCACCUCGGCUAGAGGAAGGAAGGAGGGAGGAGGCUGCCAAACCAGCCCUUUUGCACCAGCACUUAAGAAAACACCUUUCUUGAAAGACUGUUUUAUACAAACUUGCCAUUAAAGAACCCACCAUGCUACUGCAAGAGCAGAAACACAACCUGAGGCUGUGUAAAAGCUUUGCUAUGGGCAUUAGAGUUAUUUAUUGAAUGACUACUAAAGAAGAGCAGGACCAAAGGCCCCUCUGGAGCGGGGCCAGACACAUGGAGCAGUACUGAAGCAGCAGACAUGUUUUUCUGGCACACUCAGCCAUCACCUCUCCCUGCAGCCCUUGUGCCAUGUGUCAGACAUGUACAGACCCAUGAGCACGUGCUGCCUCAGCUGAUGCCAGCUCUUCGUGCUGCACUGGAGGUUUCUGUAUGGUUGUCAGGCUGACCAGCUCUGGGAUUUUGAAUGUGCUGUAGAAGCAAAGUAAAUUCCAUGUGCACAGUCAUCCCUUACACAGGGAUACGUUGUACAGCCAGACUGUGCACCUCUCUCCAUCCUCACUUUCCUUGGAAAGACGGUUCAGGUGUGCACAGCAGCUAACAGCACCACACACAGCCCUCAUCCCUGCUCUGUUUCCCACCUGGCUUGUUUCCCAUCCUAGGUCCCUUGAGCUGGGAGUCUCCUUUGCUCCCCAGUCUCUCCUCCACCAGGCUCUGUGAAGAGAAGCCUCAUCACAUCUGGGUGUUGCUGUCUGUACACUUUCUUCCAGUUCUUAAGCUGCUAAAGCAGACCAGAGCUGCCAGCCAGAGCCAGAACAAGCAGCAAAACCCACAUGGGCAAGCCUGAACAGAGCUGCUGGACACAGCUGCUUCCAGCCCAGGCAAGGGUGAUGCCACCUUGCCCUCACUUGGAGGACAAAGCCACUGGCUGGAAGCAGCUGCUUGUGCCACCCGGUGCCAGCACAGCUUGUCCUGUCUGAUGCAGGCAGGGCUGUGAUGGUCACAUCAUGUCACAGGGUUUGGCUGCCUGCAGCUGUGCUGGGAACAGCCAUGAGGCUGGGCUCCUCCUCACACAGCCCUUUAAACUGACCCCAUAUGUGCCUUAUUUCCCAGACUGCUUUGUCACCAUUGAAAUUAGUGACUCCCUUCUGCUCCAAAACAGGAACAACAUAAAAUGGUGUAAAAAUUAGGAUCUACCACAUGGAAACGCAGAAAUAGCUCUGAUCUCUGUCCCAAGCUCUCAGCCUAACCAAGAUCCUAGAGAACUAGCACUGCACUCGUAUUAUUCCUUCUUCCUUCCCUCCUUUCCCUAUCCAAGUACUUCUCUCAGCCCUCCUGCCUCCACACUCACCAGGUGGCCAGAGGAGCUCAUGCAGGUGCUGUGAUCCAGAGGCAUGAGCAGCCCUGGAGGCAGGGUGGUGCUGCCUGGAGGAAUCAAAAAACAGUAGAGUAAAGGGAAACACGAUGGGAGGCCAGAGGUUCAGCCAGACAAGCAGGGGCAGGGAGGCAGCGAGCACCGUCAGAGUACAGCCCACCUGGUGUGGAGGUGCCAGGCUUUGCAGGCCUUCCUGCAGGAGGCUUUUCUUCAGAAAGCAUUGCAAGUAACUCCAGGUGAGGGCAACCAAUUCCUACCAGAGAACUGCCAGGAAAACGUCAGCAUUGUAUCGCAUACAUCUCCAGAUGCAGGCUUUGGGGAGUUCAGAGCUAGGUCUGAAUUUCAAGAGCUCCCCAAAAAUCAUCAUUCAAACCACCCCUGGGCUGGACAGGGAGGGACCAGGAAACAGCCCUGUCCUGAUCCAUCCAACCAGUGGAAGGUCUGAGCCUCUGCACUCCCUAAAGCACGGGGGCUGUCUAUUGGUGUCUAUUGUUAGAGCCAAAGAACGCACUGAAUCGGCUGCUUCUGGAGGAAAAGGCAAAAGAGCAGCAACAGCUGAGGUGCACUAGAGCCUGUUACCCACCAGCUGGACAGUAGCAACCCUGCAGCACCCACAUUACCAAGGGGGCAGAGAUGCACAGUACAGAAACUCCACUGCAUGGUCCCUGCUCUCCAGACACCCCAGCCCUGCCUCCCACAACUGCAUUUCAGUAUCAACCUUCAAUUCCCCUGAACAAGUCCAUGCAACAGGGAGCAAAAACAAAACAAAUUUUGCGCAAUUUUUUUAAAAACCAAAAAUAAAUGACUCUUGAACUGCAAA
This is a messenger RNA of Hirundo rustica (Barn swallow), 3422 nucleotides long. Its product is annotated as KIAA0040 ortholog. The record is from RefSeq and is a predicted model, not a curated record. NCBI's taxonomy places the organism in Eukaryota, Metazoa, Chordata, Aves, Passeriformes, Hirundinidae. The transcript is spliced from 2 exons. Bases 220 to 555 code for a protein of 111 amino acids.